AUGAACUUUCAUGAUGAUGAAAAACAAAAAUUAAUUGAAGAAGUUCAUGCUUUGGUUACUGUACGUGAUGCUAAACAUACAAAUUUUGUUGAGUUUCGUAAUUUUAAAAUAGUUUAUCGUCGUUAUGCUGGUCUAUACUUUUGUAUUUGUGUAGAUGUUAAUGAUAAUAACUUAGCUUAUCUUGAAGCAAUACAUAAUUUUGUUGAGGUUCUCAAUGAAUUCUUUCAUAAUGUAUGCGAACUUGAUUUGGUCUUCAAUUUUUACAAAAGAACAUUACGAAUUGUUAUGACUGAAAAAAACAUGCGGCGAUUCCAAACAGCACUUUUAUUAAUUACAAAUCCAAUUCGUUCACGUAUUCCAUUUAUUCUUUCUUCUGUUAUACCUUAUGUUGAAAGAAAUCUUUAUGUUAUUGUUCAAAAUCCAAAUUUUCAAUUAUUAUCAUCAUCUGAAACAUUAUUUGAUCGUGAACAACAAAAAGCACGUAUACGUCCAAUGUUAUAUGCUAUUUAUAAGCAAUUAAAAUCAACAAAAAAUCCUUCAGUUGAUGUUCUUCUUCAUAAUGUUGAUUCAGUGAUAAAAUCUACAAAUCCUAUUCGAUUACCUCGUCUGUGUGAAGCAGUUUUUGCUGAUUGUUCACCAUCGCCAGGAUUAUAUAACUAUUGCCGAGAUCAUUUUCAUGAAUUAGAUCAGAAUUUUGAACUUCGAAUCAUUGAUGAAAAAGAAACGACAGAAAAUCAAUCAAUUGAUAAAUUUCCUACAUUUGAUAAUGAUCUAUUUAAUACAAAAUCUACCAGUCAAUAUAAUCGAGGAGUUUUGGGUGGUAAGUUAAAAUAUGUCGUAAAAAGAAAGCUUGUUGGUUUUUUGCUUUUAGGUACAUUUGAUCGAUUGCAUAAUGGCCAUAAAUUAUUGUUAGCUGAAAGUGCUUUACUGUGUGAUGAAAAAGUUGUUAUUGGUAUCACUGAUGGUAUCAUGAUACAAAACAAAAUAUUAGCUGAAGUGAUUGAACCAGUGAAUGAUCGUAUGUCAAACGUUCGUUCAUUUGUUGAUUUAAUUCGACCUAGCCUUUAUGUACACUGUGAACCAAUUGAAGAUCCAUGUGGUCCAUCAGCAACAAUGGCUGAUUUAAAUUGUAUUAUUGUUACUGAUGAAACACAGCAAGGUGCUGUACAAGUUAAUAAAGAAAGACAAGAAAAUGGUUUAUCUCAAUUAGCCGUUCAUGUCAUACCCAUGGUUCCAGCUGAUAAUGAUAAUCAAGAUGGAGAUAACAAAUUAAGUUCAACUUCACUUCGACGAGAAAUGCUUAGUAUCCUUCUUAAACCACCUUUGAAAUCAGCCGAAGCAAAUCGACCCUAUGUAAUUGGUCUUACUGGUGGUAUAGGAUCAGGAAAAUCAAGUAUUGGUCGACGACUUGAAAAACUUGGUGCUGCUAUCAUUAAUUGUGAUAAACUAGGCAAGUGUCAUGAAACAUAUAAGGUGGAUACUGAUGUUUAUAAAAAAAUAAUCACAACAUUUGGUGAAGACAUUGUCAAUCCUACUGAUCGAUCCAUUGAUAGAAAAAUACUUGGUAAUAAAGUCUUUCAAUCAUCUGACGAACUCAAAAAACUAACGGAUAUUGUGUGGCCUGCUAUUUUAAAUUUAACAAAAGAACGAAUUGAAUAUUUAUUUAAAAUAGGUAAACAUGUAAUUGUACUUGAUGCAGCUGUAUUACUUGAAGCACAAUGGACUGUAGCAGUAAAUGAAAUAUGGAUUGCAUCUAUUCCUCCAAAAGAAGCUAUUCGACGUGUUGUUGAACGAGAUCACUUAUCACCUGACGAAGCAAAACGUCGUUUAAGUACUCAAAUGUCAAAUCAACAGCGAUUUCCAUAUGCUAACGUUCUUUUUUGUACUUAUUGGGCAGAAAGUGUCACUCAAAAACAAGUUGAACAUGCUUGGCAUCUACUUUUAGAACGUAUUAAGUCCUAG
Rotaria sp. Silwood2 is the source of this 1962-nucleotide messenger RNA. NCBI's taxonomy places the organism in Eukaryota, Metazoa, Rotifera, Eurotatoria, Philodinida, Philodinidae. The record is from the annotation of a GenBank genome assembly.